CAAUACUGUCACAAAGUGUUGGUCUAGUUGGGAACGAGAACUGAAUUUUUUCGCUUUCAGAAAUUGCUGUGUUUUCACAAAGUUCGGUCCGUAAAACUAAUAUAAAAACUAACUUUUGAUAAAAUAAGUGUUAUAUAUUGAGAAUUUAAUAAGUACAACCACACUUCACCAGUGAAUAAUCUUUAACGUGGAAUCGAUAAAUAAAUCCAAAAAUUAUAAUGAGUGCUCAACCUAGUCCCGCCUGCAUGACUCCAUCAACCGAACAGGAAAGGGUAUUUCAAUGGAUCAACGAAUUGGCCCAUCCCGAGAGCCGCGAAACCGCUUUACUCGAAUUGAGUAAGAAACGUGAAACAGUGACAGAUCUGGCGCCAAUGCUAUGGCAUAGCUUUGGCACUACUGCCGCCCUACUACAAGAGAUAAUUAACAUUUAUCCAUCGAUUAAUCCUGCCACACUCACUGCGCAUCAAUCAAAUCGUGUCUGCAGUGCGUUAUCGUUGCUGCAAUGCGUCGCAUCGCACCCGGAGACGCGUACAGUGUUCCUUCAGGCACAAAUACCAUUGUUCCUGUAUCCAUUUUUACAAACCACAUCUAAAACACGGCCAUUCGAAUACCUUAGGCUAACAAGUUUAGGCGUAAUUGGCGCACUAGUUAAGGCUGAUGAGCAAGAAGUGAUAACUUUCCUUUUAGCAACAGAAAUCAUUCCACUGUGUCUGCGAAUAAUGGAAACCGGCUCGGAACUGAGCAAAACUGUAGCCACAUUUAUCCUGCAAAAAAUAUUAUUGGACGAGAGCGGACUUUCGUAUAUUUGUCAAACGUAUGAGCGGUUUUCGCAUGUUGCUAUUAUUUUGGGCAAAAUGGUAAUACAACUUGCCAAGGAGCCCUCUGCACGUUUGCUGAAGCAUGUCGUACGUUGUUACUUGCGUCUUUCCGACAAUCCCAGAGCACGUGAGGCUUUGCGACAAUGUCUUCCAGAUCAGCUGCGUGAUGCGACAUUUUCGGUAUGUCUACAGGAUGACAAAUCCACGAAACACUGGCUACAUUUACUCAUUAAGAAUUUGGAGUUGGGUGCUGUUGCGCCAACAGAUCCACGUCAAAUCGGCAUGUCGCCUUUGACGUCGUAAACAGCAGCAAAAACGCGCCGUCUAUAGUACAUAUACAUAUGAAGUGCAGCUAAAAGUGCUGUUGUUGUAUGCUAAGAGUUAUACACGCAGCGCAGUCCAAACAACAACCCAGCCAAGUAUACAACAGAGACUUCAGACAGACACUCAGCCCCAACUAACUAGAUUAAAUUAAAAAUACGCAAAUACAAAUGAAAAUCUCUUUUUACUUAAAAAUGUAAUAAAUAACCAAUGGAAAGCAAAUCAAAUCAAAUUACACACAACACCACAAGGGACUACUUAAAUACUUAAACAUAAACAACAAAAAAACAAUUUAAAGUCGUGAUAGUAAUUGCAAAAAUAGGAAUGCAUUAUUAAAUAAAUAAUAACUAAGAAUUAUGGUAAUAAGGAUAAAAUAUAUAACAAAGGAGACUGUUUAUAUGAUAAAAACAUAAAGCAAAAAUAUGAAAAGAAAUCCCAAAUCCCAAAAAAAAAAAGAGAAAAACUAAAUAAAUUACUGAUGAAAAAUAUAAGAACAUUUAUGUAGAAAAAGAGUGAAUAUUAAUUAAAUUAUGUAAUUAAGAAUGGCGGUACCUAAAAUAAAUUGGAAAUAAUAAGAAAUAAGUACACUUAUACACAUAUUACAUAUGGGUAACACAUUUACCCUUGCAAUUUUGCUGUAAGAAAAAGCUGAUUUCAUUGCUUACUGCAACGUGUAACCAAGGUGAAUGCACUUUGUUAGAUUAGAUAAGAAAGUCAAAUGAAUUGAUUUUCCGUGCGGCUGUUCAGCUUUCCUCAGACGUUUGAAAAACAUAUAGAUACAGGUACAGAUAUUGAACGAAUAUUAUAUUAUAUGUAGAUUUUUUUUGGCAAACUUAGCUUAAAUUAAUGGAAAGUGCAGAAAAAUAGUAUUUUAAUUAAAAUUUGUGAACAUAAACUAAAUACGUUUUUUUACAUAUAAAUUGUUGUAUUGACUAUAUAUUGUUGUAUUGAUUACAGCAGAAAACGAAAUAGUUCUUUAAAUUCUACAUACUUAGGCAACGAUUAUGAAAUGGAGUAUUAAUAUUUCAAUUAAAUGGGCAGAAACUCUGUGUAAUAUGAAUGUUAUGAAAUGAGCGAAGUGAAAAGUGAAGCAUUAAUAUAAUAAGUUCGCCAGAAAAUAUUCAUUAAUUUCGCAUUAAAGUACGAAGCACGCAUUUCCCCUGAAUGCCUUAAAAGCAUUUGCUAACAAAUCACAAGGAACGUUUUGGUUUUUUUUAAUUGCUAUUUCUAAGCUAUUAAAUAACAGCUACAGCCUACAGUCUAUAUACAUAAGUCACUAUACAAAAAAUUUGUUAUUGAAUUGAGAAAAUCGCUCGUGCUCAUGCUCGUAUAAUUCUUUUUGUUUUAUUGCAACCGGGUUGAUGAACGCGUCACCGCACACUAUCAGCGUUAUAUAAUUGGAAAGCUAUGUUUUUAUUUUACUAACUAAGUCCACAUUUACAGUAACUUAUAGCAGAUACGAGACACAUUCAUUUACAUACUUACUGCAUUGUAUUCUACAUUUGUUUUUCGUAGUAGCCUACGUCACUUAAGCGCAUCCAUUGCCGGGACAGGGACAGGGACUAUUGGCUAUGAAUUGAUGAUAUCUUUUGUGUAUAAAAGUCUAGCAUUAAGUAACUUAUUUUUCGUUUUUUAAAUUGAAUGAAGCCAACAUUAGCCGCUAUUUGUAUGAAGAAAACUAGUUGAUUUAAAUUACAAGCAAUAAUUGAAUUACAAAAAUUGUACAAAAACAUAGUUUUAGUUCAAAAUGAUUGCCAAAAAUAAAACUUAGCUGUAAAUGCAAAUGGAAAAAAUU
Molecule: messenger RNA, 2934 nt
Organism: Anastrepha ludens (Mexican fruit fly)
Lineage: Eukaryota; Metazoa; Arthropoda; Insecta; Diptera; Tephritidae
Gene: Rcd-1
Product: CCR4-NOT transcription complex subunit 9
Exons: 6
Coding region: 219-1121 (300 amino acids)
Biological process (GO): mRNA catabolic process; negative regulation of translation
Cellular component (GO): P-body; CCR4-NOT core complex; CCR4-NOT complex
Source: RefSeq, a predicted model, not a curated record